This is a messenger RNA of Melospiza georgiana, 8819 nucleotides long. It is a transcript of the gene DACT1, whose product is annotated as dishevelled binding antagonist of beta catenin 1. The coding region runs from base 1 to 2508 and encodes 835 amino acids. Lineage: Eukaryota; Metazoa; Chordata; Aves; Passeriformes; Passerellidae. The transcript is spliced from 4 exons. Gene Ontology annotation, biological process: negative regulation of canonical Wnt signaling pathway; regulation of Wnt signaling pathway, planar cell polarity pathway; negative regulation of JNK cascade. Gene Ontology annotation, cellular component: cytoplasm. The record is from RefSeq and is a predicted model, not a curated record.
AUGAAGGCGAGCCCCGUGGCGAGCGCCGCGGCGGCGGCGGGGCCGGGGCAGGCGGCGGGGGGAGCCGCGGGGGCGCCGCGGGAGCCCGAUGCGCGCUGGCGGGAGAAGGGCGAAGCGGAGGCGGAGCGGCAGCGCACCCGGGAGCGGCUGGAGGCCACGCUGGCCGGGCUGGGCGAGCUGGAGUACCUGCGGCAGCGGCAGGAGCUGCUGGUGAAGAGCCUCCUGCUGCGGCGGCCGGCGGGAGCGGGGCCCGGGGCGCAGGGCGGCCGCGGGGAGCCGCCGGCAGAGGGGCCGCCGCCGCGCAGCCUGGAGGAGAAGUUCCUGGAGGAGAACAUCCUCCUCCUGCGGAGGCAGCUGAACUGCUUGAGGAGGAGGGAUGCUGGGUUAUUAAAUCAGUUGCAAGAGCUGGAUAAGCAAAUAAGUGAUCUCCGCCUGGACGUGGAGAAAACGACAGAUGAGCACCUGGAGACAGACAGUCGUCCAAGUUCAGGGUUUUAUGAGCUGAGUGAUGGAGCUUCUGGAUCGCUUUCCAAUUCAUCUAACUCUGUCUUCAGUGAGUGUUUAUCCAGUUGCCAUUCUAGCACUUGCUUUUGCAGCCCUUUGGAGGCAACACUGAAUAUCUCAGAUGGACGCCCUAAAUCUGCAGAUCUCAUAGGCUGGAUGGACUAUAAUAAGGAAGGCCAGCAUGAGGACCAGACCGCAGGCUCUGUCUGUCGCUCUUUAUCCACACCGCACUCAAAUUCCCUCGAUGUCGUUGCAGAUGUUCAUCCCAAGUACCAGUGUGAUCUGGUGUCUAAAAACGGGAACGACAUCUACCGCUACCCCAGCCCGCUCCACGCCGUGGCUGUGCAGAGCCCCAUGUUCCUCCUUCCCGUGACUGAGAACCCCCAGCGAGAAGAGGAGAGGCUCCCUUGCGAUCUGAGCGACGUUUGCACCCCAUCCGAAACAGACUCGGGACAAUCCGCCAGCGCCUUCCCCACGCAGAGCUCCUGGCCGGCUCCGUGCCCUUCCACCAGCAAGAGGAUAGACAGCUACAUCUUAAGCCUGGUUCAGAAAAAGACUCACGCAGUAAGGACUAACAAACCCCGGACGAGUCUCAACGCCGAUGCCGCCAAAGGGAUCUUGAGGCACGGGAGCAUGUGUGUCCGGCAGCCGGCAGCAAUGGUGGCCCACGGCAAUGUGGUGAACCUGAAGAGCUCCAAGGCGGUGGUGUGUUUGCCUCCUGGUGGGGCUCCUGCUCCGGACCACACAGCUCCCUCCCCAUUAAAGCAGAGGCCAAGGGAGCCGGCUGGGGAGCAGGUGGAGAGUAGGAAGGCCCCUUUGCCAGCAGCUUUCCCACCCAGCACAACAACAGAGCUCCAGAGCAAGCACCUGCCACGGGGCGCCAAACCAGCACCGCUGGAGCUGGGCCGCAACACGGCGGGCACAGCCGGGGAUGGCCCCAAGGAGAACGGCCAGCUCUUUGCUGCAUCUCCCAAAGACACCCCAGGGAAGCCGGUGGUGCUGCAGCCAGAGAACAGGGUCAGCCAGCCUCCCAAAAAGAUCCUGUUGAAGAGCAGCUUGCAGGCUGCUCGCUCCUCAUCACCGGCUGUGGAGGAGAGGCCCGCGCUGGAUUUCAAAAGCGAGGGCUCUUCCUCGCAGAGCCUGGAUGAUGGGCUGCUGGUGAACGCCCAGUACAUCCCGGCCCAGCAGCAGAGCAUGAAGCUUCACAAAGGCACCCGCAACGUCAAGAUUUUGAAAAGCUCUGCGUUGAAACACAGGUCCCACCUUUCCAACGGGGUGGAAAACAGCUCACAGACCUUGAGGGAGAAAGCCAAACUGGUCGGCAAGAAGUGCCGCUUCCCCGAGGAGUUGGAUACAAAUAAGAAACUGAAAAAGCUCUCGUCGCGGGGGAAGAGAGGCGGCGGCCUGCCGCUGGAGCCGAGCCUCCCGGGCCGGCAGGCCGGCCUGCACAGAUCCGCCCUCCGCUCCCACGGACACGGCCGGGAGGUCGUGGUGGCCAAGCCCAAGCACAAGCGUGCCGACUACCGCCGCUGGAAGUCCUCGGCGGAGAUCUCCUACGAGGAGGCCCUGCGAAGAGCGAGGAGGAACCGGCGGGAGGGCGUGGGGGUCUACUCACAGGUGCCCCUGCCCUACGUCAGCCCCUACGCCUACGUGGCCAGCGACUCGGAGUACUCGGCCGAGUGCGAGUCCUUGUUCCACUCCACCGUGGUGGACACGAGCGAGGACGAGCAGAGCAACUACACCACGAACUGCUUUGGAGACAGUGAGUCAAGCCUGAGCGAGGUGGAGUUUGUAGGGGAGAGCACGACCACCAGUGACUCUGAUGAGAGCGGGGGCCUGAUUUGGUCCCAGUUUGUCCAGACGCUCCCCAUCCAAACAGUCACGGCACCAGAGUUGCAUGAAAAUGCGGCCAAGGCCUUUGUCAAAAUCAAAGCCUCCCAUAACCUCAAGAAGAAGAUCCUCCGCUUUCGGUCAGGCUCCCUCAAGCUCAUGACGACCGUCUAGUGAGGUGACUUGGUGGAAUGUAUCUGCUUCUGCUUUUGGAAGCAAGGUGCUUUUUUUUUGUACAUAUUUCCACAGAUUUUUUUUUUUUUUAAUACAAAUAUUUAAAACUUAAGGUAAAUUAUGUCACUUGUCUUCAGAACUUGGGUGGAUACUAGUGCCUUUUAUGUGGAAAUAAAAGACCGUUACACUUGUUUAAAAAAACCCGACAACACAACACUGCCAUUUCAGUGGUGAACAGCCUCCAGCACGUGGUGUCAGAAGGCUUUGAGAAAAGGCUAAAAUGUUUCUGGGAAUGGAUCUUCCUUGCCUAGUUUUUCCAGUUCUGGGUCUUAUACAGGAUAUCGACAGCUUAAGGUCAUAAGUUUUUAGGGAAUAAAGGGGAGGGAGUGAAGGUGUUUCUUAAUGUUUUUGCUUGUCCCUUUCUGCUGCUGCUGUUGCCACAUCUUGAACUUUUUCCUUCUGGUACUCUGGUCUGUUUUGUUUUUCUUUUCUUGUUGAUUCUCUUCUUGAAACUCACUCCUGUCCUCCCCCAGCCUUCCCCCACCAGGAAAGGGCUCCUGUUCAAUCUGUCUCCAAGGUUAAGUCGCCUUCUCUAGAGUGCACUCUGCUCCGAUCUCCUGGGAGUCCCACUGCAGAUGGUGGUGGUGUCCAGAGUAAACUGCAGCUGGAGCAGCUGACCAAGGCUUAGUAACUUCAUUAUAUUGUGUAAAACUGCUUUUGAAAAAGAAAAAAAAACCCAUAUGCAUGUCAUGUGCAUGAGUUAUCAGUAGUUUUAAUAUUCCUGUUGAUGUCAAAUUUACUGUACAUCAUCAAUGGCUGUUUUUAUAUAUAUAUAUAUAUAUAUAUAUAUCAUUGUGUAAAUUAAUAUAACACAUCAUAUGCUGUAAUAAACAGUCUGUUUUAAUACUUUUUAAAGUUUGUUACGUUGGUGCAGAACCAAUCAGUGCUUUUAUAUUGAUGUUGUCACCACUUAGAUGCCUCCUGAUGUGACCUGAUAACGUUCCUUGCAUUCAGCCAUGCAGGAAAAGGGGCAAGUUUAAAAUGCUGCUGUGGAUAUGACUUGUGCUUUGAGGGAAUUGGCUUGUCACGGCUUCUCUUGUUCUUCUCAUAGCUUGCAUUUUUCCAAGGGCAAGGUGGGAUUUAGGAGCUCAGAGGCAUCUUCAGGUUUUUGCUGACGGGCAGCUCAUGUUUCAGAGCAGAUGGAAGUACAACAUUAAUCCUGCUCUCUGUCUGGGUGCUUGCAGACUUUGGUUGGUACAACACGGGGACAGAUGGUUGGUUUCUGUAACCAAAUCGAUCUGUGGGACACAACAGGUGUCCCCAUGGAAUGUCCAGUAAGUGAAUCCCCCAGAGCUGUGUGCUCUGGGAGCUGUGCUGGGUGCAGGAGAGCACAGGCUGCCUGUCCAUGGUGCCCUCUGUGGCUUUGGCUGUUGGCUCUGUUACAGCCCUAGCAGGGUCAUGGAAGGUGACAAUUGGGUCCCCCACUGGUCUCUGUCUCGUUCCCUUGGGACUGGAUAGGAAUCUGGCAGCAAAGGAGAAAGGAGCCCUCCAUAGGCAGCACUGCUUCCAUUCACAAAAACCUUUGGAGCUGCCUGGUGGGAAGGUUGGAGGUUUUGGGCAGCUUGAGCUGUUUGCUGCAGGUUCAUCUUCUGCUUUGGCAUCCACAAAGCAAUGGACAAACAACUGGAGUGGGUGCUGUGGCUGGUGUGGAUAUGUGGGAUAAGUGUGCAGCCUGUCCAUAUAUCAGGGAUAUGAGUGCAGCCUGUCCAUUCCACAGCAAGGUCUGAGCAGAGCUCUCCUUUGUGGCUCCUCUGUGUCCUUCCUGCUGUCACCCACCUGAAAGGCAGAGCAGGUUUUUUUUCCCCCAUAUUUCCUUCCAUCACGAAUGUGGAAAGGAAGGAUCCAUUCAGAAUUCAACAUCUCAGGGAGCAGCUUCUGAGACAGUGGGAACACUUUUCCCAAGAGGCACAUUUUAUUUUUUAAUCUGUGGCGUAGUAAAUCCCUAUUUAUAAUGUUGCAUAUUAUUAUUUUCUGAUUUGUGGUUUAUUUGUUUGUUUUUUUUUUAUUUUUACAAGGAGUGGAAAAUCAGUUUCUAUAAGAGUUUUGCAGUAGAUCACCAGGCUGUGGAUUCAGUGACCCAGAAAGUCCUUGCACUUCCACCUCCCAUGAAACAGCAAAAGCUGUAACUCCCCUUAUUUGCUCAUAAUUCUCCUAUUACUUUAUACAUAGAAAGGCAGCCUGUUUAUAUAUAUAUAUGUAUGUAUGAAAAAAUGAAAAAAAUUAUAUAUUGGCUUAGAAUAAUUCACCCAGAAACUGCUGGACAAAGGCUGCCACUACAGAGAGGGGAGAAAAGUAAUGUUUGUUGUUAAAUAUGGCAUUACUAAGCUAAGCAACAGCUUAAAGCCAUCCCAUUAAUAACUGAUGGGUGUUAUAUCAAACAAAGGGAAUGUCUUGUGGAAGCUGGUAGUUUCUUUCCUAGAAUAUCUCUUAAUCAUGCCACAUAAUCUCUCUUUGAGUGAGAAAAACAUGAACAAAUCCCUGUAAAUCUCCUCAAAGGUGUGGGAGAGCAGCAGAGAGGGUCCUCAGCCAUGCACUCUCUCUGGCUGUAAAGAGCUCCUGGUGUAAUGACAAACCAAUGCCCAGUGGCAUUGGGAUGAUGAGUUUCUAAUUGUAGUGCUAUAGCAGAAUGCCUUGUACCAGGUGAGGGAGGCUGGCUUUCAAAAGUGAGGUGCUGAAUGGUUUCUUUUCAGAUAAUUGAGUAAAAAAAGAAAAUAAAAUAACUGCCUAAAUAUCACUAAGGCAGUAUCAGCUGCAGCCACUGUACUCUGCAGUUCUCUUGUUGAAUAGCUUAAUACCAGGCUUGGAAAUGGGCUGAUGGUAUCUCCCUCUUAAUUGCAUCUGAGUCUUUCCAGUUUGGGGAAGGAAUUUUCCUUCUCUUAUGUGAUUUAGGUAAGCAUCCAGAAUCCUUUAUCCAGGCCUAGUUUUUUUCUAUCAACACCCAACCCCCUCCUUUUUUUCUUUUUUUUUUUAAUAACAGAUCUUAACAGUGCUGGAAAAGUACUUGAUAUGGUCCCAAUACACAGGACACAUUCUCAUCUCUGGUUCUGAUUUAGGAAACACAUCUGAGUUAGUAAGUUUCUGCAACGUUAGGCUGAAAAACAUCUGCUGGUCUUGGAGACCAGUUGAAUCUGGCACUUCUUUAAGCUACCUGGCUUUCCAGUGUAUUUUUCAUGAUGUUCACUUUUUAAUUAUCCCCAGUGUUCAUGGUUGUUUUUGGAAGUCUGAAGCGGGAACAUUUCAUUGCACUGGGAGCUGUUUCAAGGUGGGGGUAGGUGGUAGAGGGGAGUUUUGGGAUUAGUGUGCUCCUUAUGUGCACAGGAGCAUAAAGGAACGUGAGCAGAGCCCUUUGAGCUGGAUUCCUUGUGGUUCAGAUAAUGCAGUGUUUCUGCACACCUCUGGAACACCAUCGCUCCCACUGAGGGAAUCAGCACCACACUCAGAGGGGAUGAGCAUGUCCCUGGGCUGUCUGCCUUCCAGCAGCCUUUCUGGGUCUUUCCUCUGCUUCCUCACCCCAGCCACCAGCUCUGGGUCAGCAAAUAAAGAACCAGGCUGUGUCUGGUGUGUGUGGGGUCAGGGAGAGGCUCUGGCCUGGUGCCCAGACGUCCCAACUGCGUGGGGCCCCUGCUGUGGAUCUCCUGCUUUCCAUGAGAAAUCCAAUGUGCCUGUGGAGCAAGCGCUCACACAGCUGGCUCUGAGGGAGGGGAGGAGUGGAGAGUCCCAUGAAUAGAGUGGUCUGAUCCUGGUUUAUCUUCAUUUCCAGAACAGGUGGGAAGAGGAGGUGUUUCAGCCUAACACCUCGCUCAGUAAGUUAGACUGCACUAAAUGGAGUCCUCCCAGGGAUUCUGCCUCAUUUCUUCCAGAAAACCAUCUGACCAAGUCCUGUGGGAACUAGGGACAAGAGAUGAGCUUCCAUUCCCCAGGUCUGGGUUUGGCCUUCCACAGCACAGCCCCUGCUUGCAGAGAGCCUAUAGGUCCCAGCCCUCUGCAGCUUUCCUGGUCCUGGGGCUUCAGCAGGAAUCUGUGCAUCCCUCCCUUUCUGCUUUUCGCAUGGCUUGGGAUUCAUGCUGGAUAAGCACGGAAAACAGAUUCUCCACAGCAAUCCUGUGCCUUCAGUAACCCCAGAUCUGUUUGUUGGCUCAGAAGAAGGUCAGGAACUCCUCAGGUGGCAGCCAGCAAAGCCAUCCCUGAGGGACCUGCACCCCUUCCUAUCACAAAGGGCAGCAAAGGCUUUGAUGAGCAGUGGUGGCCCCUUGGCAGGUGACUCACCAUGCUGGGCAUGGCUUUCCCCAGGCACAUGGUUCAUCUUACAAGAGGGAACAAUGACAUUUUUAAGAAAGCAAAAACACUAAAUACAUUUUUAAUAGCUAACUUCAGAGUAUGUACCUUUGGCCAACAAAAAUCAUUAUGACUGAGCUGCUAAUACAAAAAACUGAACCUUUCUUGGUUUAACAUUAGAGAAGGAAAACUGUGGUGAGAAACAAUUGAUGCUGGAGCAUGUCCAGAGAAAGGUAAUGGAAUGGAUUAAAAGACUGGACUAGAGCAGAAAUAUUGAGAGAAGUGGCUGAGGGGGUUGGGAGCCUCAGCCUGGAGAAAAGGAGGCUUAGGGGAGACCUUAUCACCCUCUACCGCUCCCUGAAAGCAAGGUGGAGCCAGGUGGGGUCGAUCUCUUCUCCCAGUUAACAAGCAAUACGACAUGAGGAAAUGGCCUCAAGUUGCACCAGGGGAGGUUUGGAUUGGAUAUUAGGAGAAAAUUCUUCACUGAGAGGAUGUUCAGGCAGUAGAACAAGCAUCCCAGGGAAGUGGUGGAGUCACCAUCCCUGGAAGUGUUCAAAAAGUGGCACUUGGGGACUUGAUUUAGUGGUGAACAAGACGGUGCUUGAGUUAAGAGUUAGGCUUGAUCUUAGAGGUCCUUUCCAACCUUAACUGUUCUAUGAUUCUAUGAGUUGCUUUGGGGUUUGAAAAUUCUCACAGUUCUGGAAUGAGGGGAGAUACAUGAAAGCCAGUGGGAUCUAUUUAAAAGGGAUACUAGAAAGUGCUUUUUUACACAGCAGGGAAUUUGUUUCUGCUGGAAAUAGUGAGAUGGAUGUAACAUCAGCAAGUUCAGAGGGAAAGAGAAGGUAGGGAUGGAUGUGCUCUACCAAUGAUUGUGAAUGCCAGGAAGAGUGUGAGGUGACUGGACUGCAAACAGUGGCCAGGCUUGUGUGCUCCUCCUCAAGACUGUCUUUUCCUGCAGCUGCUGAAGCACCAUUAGCUGGGGGAGAUGCACCAUCCUGCUGACCCAGCAGACCAUUUCCUGUGCUCCUCUGAUCUUGAAGUAACUAAUGGGAGUUGUCUAUGCAAUUGAAUUUUCCUCACUCUAAUAUUUAUUAGUCUUUUGCCCUCCCAACUUCUGCUGAAGGCCAGUUUUGCAUUGCUUUGCCAAGAAGUUCACUUUCCACGCUUGGCUGAUGGUGACAUGCAUUUAUUCAGGCUGUGGACACAUGGUUUUGGUCACUCUUGUCCUCUGGCACAAUAAAUUCACCCACCCUUUCAGGCAGGCACUCUAAAUCCUCUGUUAUGGUGAACAUCAUCCCCUGUACCACAAAUACAGUUAUGGACACAACCCAUGUGUGUUCCUCAUGACUUCAGUCCUUAAUGAAUCUACCUUGGGAGUCACUGUUGGGCAGCAAUUUUACACCCUGCAUUUGCUUAUAAACUGCAGGAAAAUCUGGUGACAAACCAAAUGAACCAUCCUAGAACCUGAGUGCCUCCACUGCUCUUUGCCUUGGGAAUUUGCUGUCCUUGGGGAGUUUUUCUCUUCAUCUGACUGUGUCUCCACUUGUGCCUUGGUUUGGAGCAACAGAGCAGGCUGGAAGUGUGCACCAUGGUCAUCUCCACUCGACCAGUGUUGGCUGGGGCAGCAGAGCAGUUUUGGAGCAUGUUGGUAGAACAAUGACCAGGGCAGGGCAAAUGUGCUUCCCCUUGAGCAGGAUCUGGGGAUCUGACCCAGUGAUGGCUGCCUGGAAUAGCUUCCAGUCAAAAAAUAUGGACAGGCUUGGUCCAAAUGACAUUGGGGACCAGACUAAGUCUAGGCUGAAGUAAACUUUGUACAUUGUUCUUGUGGGGCCCUCGGUUUGUGGGGACCUGAGUUUGGAUCUGCUCCUUUCACUCCUGUCAUGCUGUGUGACUUUUGGAUGUAAACAGAGCCUCUCUCUCAGUUAAUGGCCUUUGUUUCCAUACUGUAUUCCUUUAAGAUCAAUAAAGUAUAUUAA